This is a messenger RNA of Prosopis cineraria, 2669 nucleotides long. Its product is annotated as hevamine-A-like. NCBI's taxonomy places the organism in Eukaryota, Viridiplantae, Streptophyta, Magnoliopsida, Fabales, Fabaceae. Gene Ontology annotation, cellular component: extracellular region. Gene Ontology annotation, molecular function: protein kinase activity; ATP binding; chitinase activity. The coding region runs from base 52 to 2217 and encodes 721 amino acids. The record is from RefSeq and is a predicted model, not a curated record. The transcript is spliced from 6 exons. Gene Ontology annotation, biological process: protein phosphorylation; carbohydrate metabolic process.
UUUAAACGCGAGAAAUUAAAUAUCAGAUUAGCUUAGUGACCCCGCUGGACGAUGACCAAAAUUUUUCUACUCCUCCUUUUCUCACAACUCAAUCAACCUGGCUCUUCCGAAUCCGAAGCCAUUACCGUUUACUGGGGUCUGAAUGGUGAUGAGGGUAAUCUUACAGAAACGUGUGCUACAGGAAAAUACUCUUUUGUAGUGAUUGGCUUCCUUUGGAGGUUUGGGAAUGGCGAAACCCCUCGGCUCAACCUCGCCGAUCACUGUGACCCUUCUUUAUCUGGGUGCACCACCAUGGGCAGUGAGAUCAAAUAUUGUCAAGAACAAGGAGUCAAGGUGAUGCUCUCUCUUGGAGGAGGAUCUGCGAAAUACUCUUUAUCUUCCUCUGAGGAUGCUCAAAAUGUUUCUGAUUACUUAUGGAGAAACUUCUUAGGUGGAAGCUCAUCUUCUCGCCCACUUGGAGAUGCCGUAUUGGAUGGCAUAGAUUUUGAUAUAGAGUCAUCUACCCCACACUUGGAGGACCUUGCACGUUACCUUAAGUCACACAGCACUGAUAGCCAAAAAGUGUACCUAUCUGCAGCUCCUCAAUGCCCAUUUCCUGAUGCUAAUCUUGGGACUGCCCUUAAUACAGGCCUUUUUGAUCAUGUCUGGGUACAAUUCUUCAACAACCCUCCCUGCGAUUAUUCAGAAUCCAAUACUGAUGCGUUUGUCAAUGCGUGGCACCAAUGGGCGACAUCAUUAAAUGGGUCGAAAAUAUUCCUGGGGUUGCCAGCAUCUCAGGAAAUAGCAGCCAGUGGCUAUGUUCCUGCUGAUUUGUUAACCUCUAAGGUACUUCCCGCUGUAAGGAAGUCAGCUAACUAUGGAGGUGUAAUGUUGUGGUCAAGGUACGAAGAUAGAUUGAGUGGAUACAGUACGUACCUUCAGAUUGGUCCUCUUUGCACACCCCAAAGCACUCCCAAAUGCAGGAAACAUGACAGUGGCUUUAUAGAGCGUUUUGGUUACAUGUCCACUGGUAGCAUCAAGGUUUACGAAAGUGAGAAUCUUGGUAGGCAGUGUUGUGGGAUCAUAUGCUGGAAUAAUUGUUCUUGUGAGGCUUAUGCACCAGUGAAUCAGGUUAACAAUACUGGAUGCCAGAUAUGGCUUAAAGGAACCAGGUUCACUGAAGCUGCAGGAGAAAAAGCACAGUCAAUUUAUAUUGUUAGAGCCAAAGUAAACAGGUGGUGGAUAUGGCUUAUCAUUGCAGUGGGAGCAAGUCUAGCAUUACCUCUGAUCUGCUACUUAUGCUAUGCCUUAUUGAGAAAAUACAAAGCAGAAGUGGAUAGAAAAACAAAGCAAGAGAAGAUAUUACAUGAAAUUGGAGGCAAUGCAAUGAUUUCCAUGGUGUAUGGCAAACCUAAAAGGAACAAGAAACAUGGGAAGGAAAGAAAUGAGGUUGAAAUAUUCAGUUUCGAGGGCAUUGUGGUUGCCACAAACAAUUUCUCAGAUUCAAACAAGCUAGGAGAGGGUGGUUUUGGUCCUGUAUAUAAGGGGACACUAACCGAUGGGCAGGAAGUAGCAAUAAAACGACUUUCUAAAAGCUCUGGACAAGGGCUUACAGAAUUCAAGAAUGAGGCUAAACUCAUGGCAAAAUUGCAGCAUACUAAUCUUGUGAGGCUUUUGGGGUUUUGCAUCCAAAGAGAUGAAAGAAUAUUAGUUUAUGAGUACAUGUCGAACAAAAGCUUAGAUUUCUAUCUAUUUGAUGCAAGCAGAAGAAAUGUACUAGAUUGGGAGAAACGCUUUAGCAUCAUUGAAGGAAUUGCUCAAGGACUUCUUUAUCUACACAAAUAUUCAAGACUAAAAGUGAUACAUCGGGACUUGAAGGCAAGCAAUAUAUUACUUGAUGAAGAAAUGAAUCCUAAAAUAUCUGAUUUUGGUAUGGCUCGAAUAUUUGGACUAAGAGAAUCUGAAGAAAACACAAAUAGAGUAGUUGGCACACGCGGCUACAUGGCUCCAGAGUAUGCAAUUAAUGGUGUUGUUUCAAUCAAAAUAGACAUAUUCAGUUUUGGUGUGUUGCUAAUAGAGAUUCUCAGUGGUAAAAAGAAUAACGGUCGAUUUGAUUUAGAUCGUCCUCUUAAUCUCAUAGGAUAUGUGAGUUUCUCAGACUACUAUUUUUUAAAAUGCAUUGUGUAUUAUUCUAAUCACUGGCUUGUUAAGCUUUUGGUGCAUGCUUGGAUUUUUUAGGCAUGGCAGCUUUGAAAUGAAGGUAGAGGUUUAGAGCUAAUAGACUCAACAUUGAAUGAACCAAGUGUGCUGAACAAAGUGCAGAGAUGUAUUCAGAUUGGCCUCUUGUGCGUACAAGAUCAAGCAAAAGACAGACCCUCCAUGUUAGAUAUAAUUUCUUUUCUGUCAAAUGAUAAUAUUCAACUUGGCCAACCAAAGCAGCCUGCAUAUUUUAUCGGUGAUGUUGAGGAAGCGUCAGAUUCACAUAACAUCAUCAGGGAAGAACACUAUUCCACAAAUCACGUGACAAUUUCUAAUCUAGAUGGUAGAUAACUGGUCCGUUGUGUGCACAUUACAUUAAUGCAUUUCAUUUUCUUUAAUAAUUGACGAUUUGUAACUUUACUUCAGUUGUGAGAAUUUACUGCAUUGCUUUGACCUUGUGAAACUCAACAAAUGCUUGCCUUUUUUUGUUA